UGUUUUUUGCUGGACGUUAUACAUAUAUGGAAUUUUAGAUUGAAAAGUUUCAUCUCAUCUGUAUAAUUUCAGAUCUUCAACUUGAAAAUAUUUGUAUAGAGAGAGAGCAUAUAUCAGAGGUUUCAGUUGAAAGAGAGAGCAUAUAUCAGAGGUUUAAGUUGAAGACAAUGGCGAAGAAGAAGAAGAAGUCCACUAAAGCAAGCUCCAAGCCUGCCAAGCAGGAUGUUCUUCAGGACCAAUUCCACCAGCCAGGGACGUAUAACUUUCAAGGAAAACCUCUGAAGGAUUUGCUUACGAGACUCAAAAGAGGAAUAGAAUCUGCUAAGCUUACAAAGGGAACAUUACCUGACAAAUUAUGGAUGAAAGAACAAUUUGCUAUUGGUGUGAAUGAUGUUACACGUACCUUGGAGAGAAUGCCCAGAGCUAAUGCUGAGAGAAGCACCCUGGAAUCUUCCAUCGCCUCCAAUGAUCAGAAAGCACCUGCUAUCCAGCUUCAGGCUGUUCUGGUAGCAUGGGAUUGCAACCCACGGUGGCUGACUGCACACUUUCCGAAGUUGGCUUCCAGCCGGGGGGUUCCUCUUUUAUUUGUGAGAGAUCGAAAGGCCGGCUCUUUGCAACUAGGCAAGCUAGUCAACCUGAAAACAGCAGUAGCCAUUGGAGUAAAGGUGCGAGGAACUGGGAUAAAUAUGGUUAUCACAGAAAUUAUAGAUUCAAUGGCUGUAGAAUUAGGGCCUACAAAAGAUUUAUGUGAGAAUUUGAUUGCUGUAGCUUGAAAUUGUCAUGGAUGAAAAGAACAUGAGAAACAAGAAAAUUUUGGACAAACAGGUUAAAUUCAGCACAAAAGAAUUUUGCUAUUACAAAAGGAAAGAAAGUGUACAUAAAUGGUAAAGGCCCAAAUAUGGGAUGAAUCUCUCUUGAGCCACUGUGAUAUGGUCAUGGAAUCUUCAUGACCUAGUGAUUACUGCCAUUGCAUUUGUGGGUUCGACAGUGCUGGGGUAAGUGGGUUCCACAGUCAAUUAACAGCAUAUCUGCUUUCUCUACAUUAUUGCCCAACCAAUUGAUCGGAUAGUGACAAAGUCCAUCGAUGAUUGUUGUUACUGACCAUAUGGAUCCUAUUAUAUUUUUCCUCCCUGAUCUCAGAUUAUGCACAAUGCUACGCAUUUUGAAAAGAAAAGAGAAAAGUGUACGCAAAAUUGCAAAGAAUGAGCACGAGAAUGCUCAGUUGGAAAAUGCUCAUAGUUGGCUGCAGCAAGAUAUUGGAAAAAGGGGUAGUUAACUUAGUUGUGUUGCGACCUUCUAAUUCAAGUGCACAAAUCAGAUUGGGAUG
Messenger RNA from Amborella trichopoda, 1327 nucleotides. Its product is annotated as Ribosomal protein L7Ae/L30e/S12e/Gadd45 family protein. Lineage: Eukaryota; Viridiplantae; Streptophyta; Magnoliopsida; Amborellales; Amborellaceae. The record is from RefSeq and is a predicted model, not a curated record.